ACGAUUCUUCAUGACGUCAUUCAUCGGGACAACAUCCCCGUGGCAAGGAUGUAAAUUUGGCUUGAACGAAACGUUGAUUAUUCAAUAAUUCAUUCAAAUUGUUUUAUUACAAAGAAAAUAAAAAUAAUGUUGUAAUAUGAGAAAUUAGUGAUUGUGAUUAUUCGUGUCAAAGAAAUAACGUUUUAGAGAAUGUAAAACAUCUCGUGUAAAUACGCAACAAGCGUCAAUGUACGAGAUACGCAUCGAUUUCGCCGGGAAAAUAUGAGUAAUAAAAAUAAAAAUUUGGUGAAUAUAAAACUCAUAAAUAAUAGUGGAUUUCAAAUGCAAUAUCAAACAUUUUUUGGAAUAGAUGUACGACGAAAAGCAAAGGACAUGGCACAUCUGUAGAUAAGAAAUGCUGGACUAGUGGAAAUUGAAGAGUAGAAAAUAAAUAAAGAGAAAGCAGUAGAAGAUAGAAAAAGAAUUAAUAUACGUAGUGACUAUACCAUGCAUAUAAGGAUAUCCAGUCACUCUCAGCAGCAUAUACUUGCAAGUGCAAUAUUUCUUGCUAUGAUAGUGGUCAUCAGCAUCCAUGUCUUCCUGUUUCCUAUGUACACAUAUAAUCCACCAGCUCAUCAUAUAAAGAUUUCAUCAUAUGAACAAGCUCUUUGUCAUACUUCUUCAAAGAAUAUUAAUAUACCACCAAAAUGGGAAUAUCCUUGUCCCAAAUAUGGAAUAGUUUCUGCAAUUCAAGGUGGUAGGCUUGGAAAUCAAAUCUGGGAAUAUGCAUCAGUAUGGGCUACUGCAAGAAGAACUGGUUUGGAACCAUUUAUGCCACAUUGUAUAUUAAAAACUCUUGAGGAAUAUUUUGAAAAUCUUAGUAUUCCUCCACUUAAUUACAUUGGAAAGUGUAAUUUAGAUGUUAAUCAAAUUGUUAAUUCUCUUGGACAAUGGAACAGUACAGAACAAAAUAUUAUUAUACCGAGACAUGCAGCUUAUUGGUCUUUAAUUUUGGUGUGGUUGGAUGAUGUAAGAAGAGAAUUUACAUUUAAGCCAAAUUUAAGAACUUAUGCAGAAAAAGUACUGAAAGAAAUAGCAGAGGAAUUUAAUUUAUUUGAACCAACAUUUGUAAGCAUACACAUUCGAAGAACAGAUUAUGUGGAUUAUCUAUGGCAAAAAUUAAAAAUCAGACCUGCACCAGUCAGUUAUUAUUUUGCAGCAAUGGAUUACUUUAUUGGCAAGUAUGAUAAUGUAGUUUUUGUAGUAACUAGUGAUAAUAUAGUUUGGUGCAAGUAUCAUUUGAAUAGUAAAAGACAUAGAAUAAAAUUUGUAUCUGAUGUGGAUGCAAGAGGUCCAGGUAAAGAUCUUGCAGUUUUAUCAGCAUGUAAUCAUAGUAUUAUAGAUUAUGGUACAUAUGGUUCGUUUGGCGCAAUUUUAGCUGCUGGUGAAACUAUUGUGUAUAAUGUAACAACAUAUUUUUCUACAUUAAUUGCCGAAGUUUUGCCAAACUGGAAAAUAAUGAGUUGAAUUAGAAUCAAAAAAUAUUCCAUAGAUCUCAAAUUAAAACUAAUGCAUGUACAAAUACUUUAUUAAAAAUACUUUUUAUACAGAGUUUAACGAUCAUUUCGUUCGAUUUAACGCGAAGAUCAUAUUCUCUAUAUUUCUUUCAGAAUUAAAAUUGCUAAAAAAUUUUAUAUACAAUUUUUUUUAUUAAAUAUUUGUUUACUAUUUACAAUCUUUCUAAACAAGAAUAUAUUUCUUAAAUACAAUAUUAAAAAUUUUAAUUUAUUAUUCCAAUAUAAAGAGGCAACAUAUAUAUAUAUAUAUAUAUAUAAUUAUUUAUCAUAGAAUCUAAUAUUAAUCUUUAAAAGUUUAUUGCAUAUUUAUAUCUUUUCAACAAUUUCUAAAAAUUCAAAUGAAAGUGUAGCAUUAUAUUUUACAAAAUUUUUAUGAAUAUAGUAUAAGUAUAAUGCUGAUAAAUUGUUUAAAAAUAGUAGCAAUAUAUCAGUUUUUCAAUUAAUUAUGGCACUAUUAAUGACAAUGUUAGAAAUCCAUGCACUUUUAAUGGUAAUAUACUUUAAUAAAAACAUAAGAAUCUAAAGUAAGAAAAGAAAUACAAUGGAACAAUGGACCACUAAUGUCUAAAAUUAAAACAGAUGCUUAUUUUUUUUACUACCUAUGAUUCAUAUUCAUAGGUUUUGAGAAAUUGAAUAGAUUCAAUAUUCUUUUGACACAAUGAACCAAUAAACUGAGACUAAUCUAAAAAUCUGCAAGAAAAUUUUAUAGUGGUCAAAAUUAAAUAUAAAGAUUUUUAGAUGUUCAUAUUAUUAUUUUUUAAAUCAUGAUCUUAACUAAUUAUUUCAUAAUAUAACAUAUAAUAUAAUCCAAAAUGAAAUAUAAUUAUAUUAUAUAUUUAAGAUGUUUUUUGAGUAAAGAAAUUACAAUCAAACUUGCAGAUAUAG
Molecule: messenger RNA, 2441 nt
Organism: Apis dorsata (giant honeybee)
Lineage: Eukaryota; Metazoa; Arthropoda; Insecta; Hymenoptera; Apidae
Product: galactoside 2-alpha-L-fucosyltransferase 2-like
Exons: 3
Coding region: 487-1506 (339 amino acids)
Biological process (GO): carbohydrate metabolic process
Cellular component (GO): membrane
Molecular function (GO): galactoside 2-alpha-L-fucosyltransferase activity
Source: RefSeq, a predicted model, not a curated record